Caenorhabditis auriculariae is the source of this 2484-nucleotide messenger RNA. NCBI's taxonomy places the organism in Eukaryota, Metazoa, Nematoda, Chromadorea, Rhabditida, Rhabditidae. The record is from the annotation of a GenBank genome assembly.
AUGUUGGGAAGGAGUUUUUGGCUUCCAACUGUUUUUCUAGUCGCAGUUUGUAUUUUUAUUUUAUCUCAAUUUAUAGCUCCUAAACUCAAUGAUCCUGGCAAUUAUGAAUUCCUUGAACGUCGAGUGAGUUGUUCUUUUAUCACAGCGGUUUUUGAAACAUUUAUCAUGCUCAUCUAUGAAUUUUUAAGUUUUGAAAAUUCAGAGAGAGAAUGAAGGAGGCCAAUAAUUAUAAUCUCGACUCUUAGCAAAAUCCAUUUAAAGUUUCAGGAGUAUUAAAUUGAUUAGUUUUUUUCCAGGUAGAAAGAACUAAAAAGACCAAUCCACAAAUUCUGGAUAAAAUCGACCAAAGUUUGAGGUUUAUUUUCAUUUCAGUUUCUAUAGUUUUUUUUUCACUGCAGUAGAAGAACCGACUACAUAAAAAGAGAAAACAUGAGUUCUUGUCCCCCUCUGUUCGGGAAAAUCAUCGUUUUUGUGGCUUUCGUCAAAAGCAGCAUGGAGACGUUUAAUCUUUUCCAAGUUAAUUCUUUCUAGAACUACUUUUCAGUCACUACAAAGUUGCCCAAGAGUCUUUACAGUGUUAUUUGAAAGGAACGAACUAUACUGUAGAAAUGGUUGAUUUGGACAACGAUGUCCGUGUGCAGCAGGCCUGUUUUCGGAAUAAGCAGGUUAGUCAGGAUUUCGAAGAACUCGACCUUCGGAAGGAUUCGGAAUCCUCGAAAAUAGAGAAAGUUUCAGCUUUUUUUCAAAAAACAUUGCGCCGCAGCUGCUUACCUUCAGGAUUCCGAUUGGAUGUUUGUAUUAGACGCAGAUACGGGUUGGUAGGUUUCUUCGGACGUUUCCUGUCUUCGAUUCAUUUUCACAGCAACCUGAACAAGAUUUAUCGAAACUCUUUCAGUUUCGGUACUUGCGAGAAACGUGUUAAUUAUGUUGUGAAAAGUUUCAAAGGCAGUUACAUGUAACAAUCGAGCUGGAAUUACGUCAAUGUUCUGCAACUUUCACUGGUAGUUUGCAAUGUUUGAGGAAUGUCAUUCCUCUCGGUCAAUGCAAAAGAACUCGCUGUGAAUGGCUGUAAGAGGGCAUGUUGAACCUUCAACCUUGACACAAACUAUGACGGGAAUUCUACUGUGCACGGCCGCAGAAUAAUAUGUACAGUCAAAAGAAAUUGAAGGUGUUGUCAACCCAAACCAUUGCCUCGAGGAGUAUAUCGACGAUCGCGUCGACAUUCUGUUUUAUGAGCGCUUUUUCAAUUGGGAAAUCGCUAGCGGCAACUACAUAGUAAUUGCUUCAUACGUUAGCUUUUGUAAUAAAUCUGUUGAAGAUCCGCAACUCCAAGUUUUCUAGAAACUUCCUCAAAGCUUGGGGCGACUGGGAGUUCAAACAGCCUUCCAAUUGGAACGGAGCCGACAAUGGUGUUUUACAGGUCGCUAAAGGAACACUCAUUUGAUUCUCACUGUUUUGAAGCUUGAAAACUUAAGAUAAAAUUUUGCAGAUGCACAUUCUUCAAACAGUUCUCCCUUAUGCAGUACAAGAAAUCAAGAACUGCGACGAUUACUGGCAUAAAGCUACAAACUACGAGUCGUAUAUGGCUUUUGUCACCUGUGUGAAAUUAUCCCUAGGUUACUGAGGAUUUUUUUUUCAUUUUCUGAAGUGGCUUUUUCCAGGCGCAACCCGAAUUUGGCCAGGUAAAAUAAGAAUAUAUAAACGUGCUCACGGCUGGGUCCGUGACGGUUUCAUAACCAGUGACAGGUUUGAAUCACUUAUUCCUUAAGAGCAUACAGUAAACAAAGAUAAAUUUGCCUUUUACGAUUUUCGGCUUUAAUGUGCAAAAAGAGAAAAGAGUGAAAAAUGAUAGAAAGUAUCAAAAAUUGAAUGCUUUGAUGCUCAUAAAAAGAUUGGACAGAUGUUAUAUCAAACAGCAAAUUCAUUUUCACUGAUUCCACCAAACUCAUCUCAUUUUUUUCCGAAAGUUUGAUGAAUUAUGUAUUUCAAGCCUGAUCCAAAUUGUAGAUGGUGCGAAGACGACUUCAUGUUUCACGGAUGGAAAGCAAACGAAGUUGGUUUCCAAGGAUGGGAAAGUCCGUUCAACGUGAGUUCUUUCUCUCCCAAAGUAGAUUUUGGGCUUUCCAUCCGCUCUCAGAACGAUGCUUCCAAAGAAGUUGUCAAAACAACAAGUUGCCUUGACAAAGACAACGAAAAGCAAGAAUGACUUGCGACAAUGGCAGACCAUUUCAGAAAAACCUCAACGUGUCUCUGUGCGGGAAAGGUUACGAGGGCUGGGAUCACCUGCUGAAAAAGCGUGUAAGCACCGUCGAAAUUAGGUGAGUUAGGGCCGACGGGGUCUUCUAACCCGUCAGACGCAGGAAGUCGCUGGCGAUGUUCGAAACCAGCAGCGGACGCAACUUUCCUCAGGUGGCGCGCGUCUUGCCGCACUUGCAGUCGCCAGACGUCGGCGAGUGCUUUCCACUCUGCGAUCGUCUCGUUUAA